AAAGAUACAUUUUAAACAAGGUACAAGAAGAUACAACCAUUACUCUGUUUAACCCACAGUUUGCUCUUGCCCAAGUGUUAGCGUUGGAACCGUGCUGCCCAGGCUAUGCAUCUGCAGCUCUGUACGUGUGCCUGAUGUAACAGGCUCCGCAACCGUCUCCCUUUUAAUGGGGACGAAUGCAAAGAGCAUUGUGACGGGUGAAUUAUUUGACACUCGGUUUUGCUCACCUUCAGCUUUUUGGAAGGAACUCGGGAUCAGACGAAGCUCCAUCUGUUCAUUCAGGGGAAGGGAAGGGAACAGCCAAGAUGGAGAGGAAAAUAAUUUUAUUCAAAGAUCGAGCCUGAUUUUUAAAAAUAAAAUGGACCGGUUUGGGGCGGGAGGGGGGUUCCUGCAGCUGCGUUGGCGCUCAGCUCCCAGAGGCGGGUGGGGAGUGUGACACCGGGGAGUGGCCCAGGCAGGGUAUUGGGGUUUUAAUCCUGUUUGGGUCAGAUCAGUCCCCAGUGCAACUGGCAUUGGGGACACUGGGGCCUGCCUGGGGGCCAGGCUGGGACAGCGGGUCCGGUCGUGUCUUUUGCGGCCCCGCGCUCGGAGGUGGACAGUCCAGGCUCUUUCCAUGCUGCUUUCACCCUUGUCUCCUCUCUUGUGUCCCUUGUGCCUCCUCUCUAGCGAUGCUCCACAAUCCCGCAGCAGCUGCGGCCGCCAUGGAGGAGCAGCUGCGGCAGCAGCAGCUACGGGUCCUCCUCAAUGCCUCCUCCAGGCCCUCGCCCAGCAGCAGCAGCAGCAUCUGGCCGUCCAACUCCUCUGCCUCGGAGCCGGUCACGGCGGCGGCUGCGGCGGGCGGCGGCGAGGCGGCGGGCGGAGGAGGCGGAGCGGUCAGCCCCUGGGACAUCGCCCUGUGCGCCACGGGCACGGCGGUGGCCUGCGAGAACGCGCUGGUGCUGGCCGUGCUCUUCUACACGCCCAGCCUGCGCGCCCCCAUGUUCCUGCUCAUCGGCAGCCUGGCGCUGGCCGACCUGCUGGCCGGCCUGGGGCUCGUCGUCAACUUCACCGUGCAGUACCUGCUGCAGCCGCCCAACGCGGCCGUGGCGCUCAGCGCCGCCGGGCUGCUGCUCACCGCCUUCUCCGCCUCGGUCUGCAGCCUGCUGGCCAUCACCAUCGACCGCUACCUGUCGCUGUACAACGCGCUCACCUACCACACGGAGCGCACGCUGAGCUUCACCUGCGCCAUGCUGCUGCUCAUGUGGCUGCUCUGCCUGGGCGUGGGGCUGCUGCCCCUGCUGGGCUGGAACUGCCUGCGGGACCAGGCCACCUGCAGCGUGCUGCGGCCGGUGACCAAGGACAACGCGGCGGUGCUGGCGGUCACGUUCCUGCUGCUCUUCGCCCUGAUGCUGCAGCUCUACCUGCAGAUCUGCCGGAUCGCCUUCCGGCACGCGCAGCAGAUCGCCGUGCAGCACCAGUUCAUCGCCACGGCGCAGGCCACCUCCACCCGCAAGGGGCUCUCCACCCUCUCCUUCAUCCUGGGCACCUUCGCCCUCUGCUGGAUCCCGUUCGCCAUCUACUCGCUGGUGGCGGAUUCCAGCUACCCCGCCGUCUACACCUACUCCCUGGCUCUGCCGGCCGCUUGUAACUCACUCAUCAACCCGGUCAUUUAUGCCUUCAGAAACCCGGACAUCCAGAAGUCCCUGUGGCUGGCCUGCUGCGGGUGCAUCCCCUCCACCUUCUCCUCCAGACCCAGGACAUCCAGUGACGUAUAAGGGUGGUUGGCCGCCCGGAUUGUCAAAUGGUUUCAUGCUCAUACUCCGCGUUGUUAUGAUGUAUUACCACCAGCAAGAGGAAUCCCAGACCCACGCGUCUCCUUUCCUGGAAAAGAUGUCAACAAGAAAAAAAACACAACCAACCACCAAGAGUGGUCUCCUUUAAAAAAUGCUUAUUUUCCUACACAUUUUAUUUAUUUUUAAUUUAAAAACAAAACAAAAGACCAAAAAAAUGAUCAGCGCCUGAUGCUUUUUCUCAUCUCGGUGUAAUUGAAAGGGAGAGCAGCACGGCAACUCUUUACUUAUUUCUGAAGCCUCCUAGCGAGGGGCAGGCAGUUGGGAAGGUCCCGGUUAGGAACGGGGAAAAACCUGGGGCCAGCGCUCCCUCAGCCCCACACAACUGAAGUCACUGGGGGUCACCCCAAGUCAAACUCCUAUCAAGUGCGGGGGAAAGUCAGGCCUGGGACGUGUUUAGAGCCGAGCACAGCUCUGAUGCUGAGGGCUCAGGGCAAGCUCGAGAAAAACGUGUACGAUAUUGCUUGCUGGUAGUCUGGGUUUGUUUGGAAUGGUUAAAAAAAUGACCAUAUCCAAGGGGGAUUCACUGCCUGAAAGGUGGGUUAGGGGUUUUUGGUGGUGGUGGUGGUGAUUUUUUUAAAACUAUAAUCAGGUUUUGCUCUGCUAUGCAAUAAUAAAAGGGACAUUGUGAGAUGUGGUAACCUGCCAAUAUUUUUCAUGGUAGACCGGUUCAGCAUCACGAGGUUUGGACAGCUCCGUGGGCAGUGGUAGGAGCACAAGUGGUCUGUCUUACGAUUUUAUGUUUAUUUUUGUAAAAAAGCACAUGGAAGUCAAAGAUUUACAUUGGCCCCUUUAAGCUGGGGAAAGGAAAUACGAUCCCGAGUCAGGAACAAAUGAAGGCCAUUCCCCUUCACUUGCUGUCCUAAACAAUUGUAUAGUGUUGCUAUGUGCUGUUCAGCUGCUGGAUUGCACCUCAGAGGAGGCUGCAUUUCAGUGGUGGGUGAAGUGAUGCCUGUAUAUUUAUAUCUCGUUUGUCUGUGAAGCACUUUGAGAACCUGCAAGAUGAAAGGCACUUUAAGGUAUGAUUAUUGUUUAUUAUUAUAAUGUGAGAGUAAAGAGAACUCUUUGCUGAAAGAUAUUUGUUUACGGUGCAUCAUCAAAUCUAAAGGUGGGAGGAAAGGACCUUUUAGUUUAUCUAGUUAAUCCCCCUGCCAGGUCAAUGAAAGCAGUCAAAGAAAGAGAUGAGGUUUUUUUGACAUCAAAACCUAGGUUAAUCUUUCACUUAUUCCAGUGCAGGUAUAACACAUUGUCUUUAGCAGUAUUGUUAAUAUAGUAUGCUGAUCUCUUAUACUGGGGGUGAGGUAGAGGUAUAUGAUCCAAAGACUGAUAUUCUGCACGUGGUUGGUUCUUCUAAAGGGAAGCCUACAUCAUCACACGUCUUGUUCCCGAAACUACUAGAUUAAUUUGCUUCAAUAGAGAAGCUACACUAGCCUCACACUCCUCUACUCUAUCACAUGCUUUGUGGUAUUAGUGAGAAAAUGAUGAAGUGUCCUUCAUCUUGUGCUUUAUUUGGGCCAAGAAGUGGACUAGUGCAUUCCUUUAAAAACAAAAUAGCCUUCAGAGAUAGACAGGGAGUCUGUUCUAUAGGGGAAAUGUCCAGGGUUGCCUCUUAGGUGGGGGUGGAGGGUUGUCUUACCACCUAUUCUCGCAAAGCCCUGCGAGGAAAUUGCUUUGCUGUGAGAUCGAUGCUCCAAAUGUGUUGCUUUCCCUUAGAAAGAAAUCUGUGCUACAACGCCAGACAUAUCCCUCUUUCAAACAAUAGCCCAUUCCGGCAGUAUCAGUUGCAAAACCUGGCCUAGGUUUAUAUUAUAUAAAAAAUAACAACAAAAGAGAGAACAUCACCUGUAAAUAUAUUUCCAUGAAGGACAAAGUGUUCGCAUUUAUGUCUGAAUACAGGUGAACCAAUCAUUUCUCUAUAGAGCUGUGCAAUGAAGAUCUCUUUCUAGUUCAGCAAAGUUCAGUGCACAUGACAAACUGUGACUCUCAAAUGCGUGCUUUGGGCCUGGACUUCUUUUCUAGCUCCUAACGGUGUUCCAGCUUUUCAGUUUUUUUACAAGGAGCAACGUCCAACAUGCACAAAUUCUAGUCAAUAUUUUUACAAUUUUAUUUAAGGUUUUUGCUGUUCAUUUAUUUAUUAUUCUGUUUCCAUGGUUGCAGACAACCUCCUGCAGUUCCUAAAUGUGAAGACUCAAUGCAGAGUUAAUUAAAAACAUUUUGAAAUAAUGUUUUUAUACGACUUGAUCUAGAGGGCAGGUAUUUUUGUUUCUCUGGGCAGCUCAUUUUGUAUUUUUAAGUCAAAUGUAGCAUUUAAACGUUUGCUCUAGGCAUACAGCUAAAAUGAACAUCUUGCAUUUUGUUGGAUUUCCGACUGAUUCCCUUUUAUAUAGGAUUUUGAUUUCAGAAUUUUCCUCAUAAGGCGUUUAAUGGUGUGAAUGAAAUUUACUCACUUUCCAGGGAUCUGUGUAUUAAAUAUGACAUAGGUGCAUAGCAAUCAAAGCAAAGUAAUGUUCUUUUAUGGCCCUCAGUGUCAGACACUCAAAGGAGGAGUGUUACAUUGGGAUGUGAUUAGCUAAAAUGAGGAAGUUACUGAUUAUAAACUGUCAUGUAAAAGUCAGAGAUUAUAUGAGCAUGUCCUCUAAAAUACUGUUACCUGGCCAAAUCUAUUUCGGGUGUAACUCCACUGAAAUCACUUGACGAAAUUCAGAUGCUCACAUUAAAUAGUAUCUUACCCUGCAUCAGUGGUGCUAAUUAUGGAAUAGGUGAAUGGAAUUCACUGUGCAAUUCCUUGAGAAUAAGGGUAUCAGGAUCUGGCCCAAUGAAACUACACCUGAGGAAAAUUUGGACCCAGGUCUUUUGGAUAAACAUUUUAAUCUAGUUCUUUCCUUGUGGUUGUCUCAGAGAAGCAACAAGAGAUGUUCAAAAAGGGCUAAGUAUGUUUCAUGAAGACUUUCUAAAACUCUUCAUUUGAAAAUUCACCGAAAAAUUCAAG
Gopherus evgoodei (Goodes thornscrub tortoise) is the source of this 4818-nucleotide messenger RNA. RefSeq names its product G-protein coupled receptor 12-like. Gene Ontology annotation, cellular component: membrane. Gene Ontology annotation, biological process: G protein-coupled receptor signaling pathway. NCBI's taxonomy places the organism in Eukaryota, Metazoa, Chordata, Testudines, Testudinidae. The record is from RefSeq and is a predicted model, not a curated record. Gene Ontology annotation, molecular function: G protein-coupled receptor activity. The transcript has 2 exons. The coding region runs from base 669 to 1754 and encodes 361 amino acids.